Galdieria sulphuraria is the source of this 751-nucleotide messenger RNA. Its product is annotated as MFS transporter, SP family, sugar:H+ symporter. Gene Ontology annotation, cellular component: membrane. The transcript has a single exon. Gene Ontology annotation, biological process: transmembrane transport. The record is from RefSeq and is a predicted model, not a curated record. Gene Ontology annotation, molecular function: myo-inositol:proton symporter activity. NCBI's taxonomy places the organism in Eukaryota, Rhodophyta, Bangiophyceae, Galdieriales, Galdieriaceae. Bases 19 to 600 code for a protein of 193 amino acids.
AAUGCUUUGUAUACCAGUAUGGGCCCAGGAUUUGUUUACUUUGGAGCCACAAUUCCUGCUGUAUUUCUUAUGGAUGCCUGGGGAAGAAGAGCUGUGAUUCUUACCCUUUUACCCGGUAUUGUGAUAGGGGACUUCAUUACAGGAUUUUCAUUCCUUGCAACGAAGACUUCAGUGAAGGAAGGAAUAUAUGUUUGGGGUAUCUGUACUUAUUACCUUUUCUGGGGCUCAUGGGGCCCUGCCCAAUGGGUGAUAACAUCGGAAGUCUUUCCCACUUACCUGAGGAGUCACGGGGUCAUGUUGAAUGGAGUGGUCAAUAUGCUGUCCAAUUUCGCUACUGCUUAUCCAUUUACCAGAAUGUUGAGCGCCUUGACUCCAACUGGUCUCUUUUGUGGUUUCUACGCCGGCAUCUGUGUAUUGCUUUGGAUUUUCUCUUUUCUGUUUGUUCCUGAGACGAAAGGAAAGACCUUGGAAGAAAUUAAUAUAAUCUACAGUAGAUCUCAUUGGGAUGUUUGUCGUGAGAAUUUUCGAAAUGGCAUUGAAGCAUUUGAAAAUAUCAUUCAUGGCAAAUGGAGCAAGGUUUGGAUUUAUCAACGAGGAUAAUGUGUCCAAAACUUGUCAUAGAAGAUAGAUGAAUGUUUGUUCUGUUGAUUGCAUAAACUGUGAUUCGCUUGUCAGUGAUCUAGUUCAUAAGGAAACAAAAUAAAAAAGUGACAGAACAUUGAUGAUCUUUCACAAGAAUAGAUAUUUUUAU